AAGGGGUUAGCAGAAAGAAGAUAGAACAAUCACUUUAAACAGUGUUGAAUACGCGCAGUGUUUUACGCGUACAAAUUCUUUUUUUGUUGCUUCAGUGCGUGCGUAUGGUGAGCGAGCACCUGUAACCGGGUGAUUGUAUAGUGCACGGACACAUACACGCAUUUGGUUGAAGUUUGUUGAUAAAGCAUUUGCAGCGCGAGGAAGGAAGAGUGACAAACAUAGGAAAGAAAACAUCUCGCGCCAAAAUGUGUGCAGCGCAGACGAAUGCUCCGGCCAGCUUUAAUUACGCGUGGGGCUUUCAGGAGAACCAGCGGGCCGACUCGGUGGUGGAGAUUAGCCAAAACAUCAACUACACGGUCGGCGAUGGAACAUCAACGAUGCCAUACUUGCAGCUACCGGACGGGGCUAGCAUUUUGCUGAAGGACGGCAAGGGUGCGAUCUCGCACGCCGGUGGUAAAAGCGUCCGGCGUAUGAUCCUCGUAAACGAUUCAUCUGCCCUGCCACAAGGAACACAACGGAUAAUUGCUACCAGUGGUGCAGCAUCGGCCGUCUCUACGGGUCAUGCGAAGAAACAUGAAGUUAUACCAAACGGGCAGAUUGACUCGAAGACGAAGACCAUCCUCACGACGAGCGGUGCCGGCGCUUUCAUGUCCCCGAUCGGACCGAUCCAGCUGACGGCGGAGGAAUGCAACGACAUACUGAUGAAGAGGGCGGCCGCCGCAGUUGCUGCCAACAAUCAGCACGCCAUCACCAACAACAACGAUGGCCAGCAUACCUCGAUUUCAGUCCAAGUGCAAAAGGUGAUUCAAGGACUGGAGGAGGGUGAUGAUUCACAGGCAACCACCUCGAACCAUCAGAUGAAGAUCGAACCGACGCUAAGCAUUUCUCCUAAGCUGGAAGCCGUCGAAAUGGAUUACAAUGAAUACGUUCAGCAGGAAGCGACUACACCGACACCGAAUGUGGUCCCGAAGGAGCGUCCAUACUCCUGCGAUCAGUGUGGAAAAUCGUUCCUACUGAAGCACCAUCUGACCACCCAUGCACGGGUUCACACUGGUGAGCGUCCCCAUGUGUGUGUCCACUGCGGCAAAGACUUUGCCCACAAGCACUGUCUCAACACACAUCUUUUGCUGCACUCGACCGAACGUCCGUACCAGUGCCAGGAGUGCAAGAAGAGUUUUACGCUGAAGCAUCACCUGCUGACACAUUCGAGGGUACACUCGCGCGAGCGACCCUUCGUCUGUGACCAGUGCGGUCGAUCGUUCCCGUUGAAACGCCAUCUGGUGACGCACAGCAAGUUCCACGCCGGCGAACGUCCGUACGUGUGUGCGGACUGUGGUGAAAGCUUUGCCCAGGACGAGCAUCUGGUAAUGCACUCAAGAUUCCACGGCUCGGUGAAUCCGUUCCAUUGUCGCGACUGUGGUGCAACCUUCCCGCGCAAGUUCCAGCUGGUAAAUCAUGGCAAGAUACACGGUCGCGUACCACACUCCUGCACGCUUUGCGGCAAAGAGUUCUUGCAGAAGCGCACGCUAGCUGCACACAUGAGAAUCCAUACCGGCGAUCAGCCAUUCCCGUGCAUUGCAUGCGGCGAAGGGUUCCGCACCAAGUCGGAGCUGAAUGCACACAACCGUCACACGCACAGUGGUGUUAAUCCGAACUCGGCCAACACCACCAUCAUUACGACCAACUCCGUGGUCACGUCGAACGCGCAACAGCAACAGGCUCAGGCACAAAGUCAACAGCAGCAACAGCAUCAGCAACAGCACAUCGAUGUGAAACAGAUCCAGCACUAUCAAGGCCAGCAGCAGCAGGUGCAGGAUGUUGCAAACGGCAACAUCAUCACGACGAUCGCUGCCACCGGUCAAGGAUCGCCUGAAACAUCGCCAAAGCCUCAGUACGCUUGUCGUGAGUGUGGCAGUGCGUUCAACAGUCGGGAAGCGUUGGCGCUGCAUCUUCGUCUCCAUACCGGUGACAAGAGUCUCAUGACCGAUCUGUGUGCGCUAACUGCCGCGAUACCGGGUCAUCUGUUCCCGGCCGUCAAUCAAGUACAAAUCAUUACUUCCUCGGGGCAGGUGGUGCAGCAGCUGCAACCGCAAAGCCCUCCCCAACAGCAACAGCAGCAGCAUCAGCAACAGCUACAACAGGCGCAGGUAGUACAGCAGCAUCAAACACAAACCGUCGUGCAGCAGCAACAGACUCAACAGCAACAGAUUCAGCACCAGCAACAGCAGCAGCAACAACAGCAGCAGCAGCAACAGCAACAACACCAGCAACAGCAGCAGCAGCAGACGGUUGUGGUGGCACAGACCAAACCCAAAUCACACUACUGCACCCACUGUGGCAAAGGAUUUGCGGCCAAGCACGGACUGCUGCUGCACAAUCGUCGCCAUCCGAACGGUGGGUGUACCGUACGGACGCACGUCUGCGAGUGCGGUAAGGCUUUCUUCCAAAAGAACCAUCUGAUGCUGCACCAGCGCCAGCAUCUGGAACAGAACCAACGUACUGGCGGUGGAGCGGGUGGAGCGGGUGGUGCUGGAACCGGUGGCCAGGCUGGCCAGCAACAACAGCAACAAGCAUCCGCCGGUCAACAGCAACUGGUGGUGAUUCAGGCAACCAACCAGGACUCGUUGGUUCAGCAGCAGCAACAACAGCAGCAGGCGGCUGCUGCCGCAGCACAGCAACAGCAGCAACAGGCGGCUGCUGCAGCGGCCCAGCAGCAACAUCAGCUGCAACAGCAGCAAGCUCAACAGCAGGCGGUGGCAGUUCAGCAACAGCAAGCCCAGCAGCAGAACCAGAACAAUCAGCAUGCGAUGCGCAAUCUGGUUAUUGCGAACCAGCCCGUGCAGGUACAGGUCCUGGAGGGUAACACAACCCAAGUAAUCAAGUACGAGAUCAUCCACGACACGUCACGCCAGUCAAACGUUGAGUGAGAAGAGGCGAUGCUCCGUAUAACCAAACCGGAUGGUACGGAGG
This is a messenger RNA of Anopheles moucheti, 2970 nucleotides long. RefSeq names its product zinc finger protein 17 (gene cg). The record is from RefSeq and is a predicted model, not a curated record. The transcript is spliced from 11 exons. Gene Ontology annotation, cellular component: nucleus. Bases 246 to 2927 code for a protein of 893 amino acids. Lineage: Eukaryota; Metazoa; Arthropoda; Insecta; Diptera; Culicidae.